AUGUCGGGACACACAAAACGGGCCAUGGCGCAGAAGAAGGCCAACAAGGAGCGACGGGCUUGUCUCCAUGGACAACGUGUCUCAACACACCAACGUAAGAAACCCCAACAACGAUCACAACAACAACAACAACAACAACAACAACAAUAUCAACAUCAUAGACAAGGGACUCGUCCACACAAUGGUAUCUACGAUGACGUGGACCCUUUGGAUCGUCAGUUGUUUGAUUACAUUAUUGUUGUAGAUGUGGAAGCCACCUGCGAACGGGACACCAACAAUUACCCACACGAAAUCAUUGAACUCCCUGGUGUGUUGAUUGACGUCCGUCGCGGUGUUGUGGACCGCCAACGCUCCUUCCGCUCAUAUGUGCGCCCCACGCGGCAUCCAAUUCUCACCGACUUCUGCAAAUCCCUCACAGGCAUCUCACAGGAGGAUGUGGAUAAGGCCCCAACACUGCAGGAGGUCGUGCAGGCCUUUGAGAGUUGGUUUCGCGCCACUAUUCCUGCAGGCGCCAAAGUCGCCUUCGCUGCGGAUGGCCCGUGGGAUUUUAAGAACUUUAUUUACGAACACGCCAUUGUGCGGGAUCACGUGAGCUUCCCUAGUCUCUUUUACGAAUAUCUCGAUAUCCGUACGACCUUCGCCCACCACUUUAAUCGAGGCGCCCCACUCAAGUUGGAUGCCAUGUUGAAUCGCAUGAAAUUACGAUUUGAAGGUAGACCACACUGUGGCUUUGAUGAUGCCGUGAAUAUCGCACGAUUGGCCAUUGCCAUGAUGCGAGCGGGAUGUGUCUUUGACUAUCUUGUGGCUAUUCCACUGGAUGAUAGUUUUCACUACAGCAUGGAUGGUUUCCCACUGUACCGCCGUGAAGAGGGAAGCGGUAAACUAGACGCAGAUGUGGUGAAUGAUAUCGCCAAGGGCUGCUACGGUAUGGAUUUCUUCACAUUCGGCGAACAGCACAGAGAGAAAGUACUGCAGUACCGCAGUGAACACCCGAGAGAGUUCCGACAUGCGGCACUAAAGUAUAUGGAUGAACGCUUUCAUCGUGGUAGAUUGACAGCAGUUCGUUCUCGUUUAAUGGCUUUAUUCGUACUGGCAAUGAUAGCAGUAGCAAUGAUAUUGCAGUUAUUAUAUACGAGGCUAACAAAAGGGUGGCUUCUGAGGUAG
This is a messenger RNA of Trypanosoma theileri, 1164 nucleotides long. RefSeq lists its product as uncharacterized. Gene Ontology annotation, molecular function: nucleic acid binding; 3'-5'-RNA exonuclease activity. The coding region runs from base 1 to 1164 and encodes 387 amino acids. The record is from RefSeq and is a predicted model, not a curated record. Gene Ontology annotation, biological process: exonucleolytic trimming to generate mature 3'-end of 5.8S rRNA from tricistronic rRNA transcript (SSU-rRNA, 5.8S rRNA, LSU-rRNA). Lineage: Eukaryota; Euglenozoa; Kinetoplastea; Trypanosomatida; Trypanosomatidae. The transcript has a single exon.